Caenorhabditis briggsae is the source of this 303-nucleotide messenger RNA. Bases 1 to 303 code for a protein of 100 amino acids. The transcript has 2 exons. The record is from RefSeq and is a predicted model, not a curated record. Lineage: Eukaryota; Metazoa; Nematoda; Chromadorea; Rhabditida; Rhabditidae.
AUGAAAAUCUUCUUAUUCUGUAUUCUCUUCUUGUCGUUGGGAUGUCUUCUGGAGGUUGGAGGCGUCGGCGUGAAGCAAGAAGCUCUGGCUCCAUCGACUGCAUUGGACCCAAAUUUUGGACAUUCGAAUUCGGAAUUGUGGAGGGCUAGAGGAAGAAGAAACAAGCGCUACUACUACUACCGUCGCCGCUACUACGGAGGUCGCCGUUACUACUACUAUUGGUACCGGAAUUACUACAGUAACUACUACAGUAACUACUAUAACAACUAUUAUUAUUCCUAUUAUUAUGGGAAGAAAAAGUGA